Microdochium trichocladiopsis is the source of this 1323-nucleotide messenger RNA. RefSeq lists its product as uncharacterized. The coding region runs from base 1 to 1323 and encodes 440 amino acids. Gene Ontology annotation, molecular function: nucleotide binding. NCBI's taxonomy places the organism in Eukaryota, Fungi, Ascomycota, Sordariomycetes, Xylariales, Microdochiaceae. The transcript is spliced from 4 exons. The record is from RefSeq and is a predicted model, not a curated record.
AUGAUCAAGGACGCCAGUGGUACUACCGUUGAAAUUCGUCCCAAGGCAGGCAGUACUGUCGAAGGCGCCAUCAAUCACCUGAUCACCGCGGCUCGGGCGGAGGCCGGCGCGUCUCCAGGACAAAACAUUCCUGCAAUGAUGGCGGGCCAAGCAAAGACAUUCAACGUGGGCAUCAUUGGCUACGGCCUGUCGGCCAAGGUCUUCCACAUCCCCUUCAUCCAGGUCACCCCGACCCUCAGGCUCCACUCGAUCCUCCAGCGCAGCCCCAAGUCCGGCGACUCGGCGCCAGAGGACCACCCGGAGGCCAAGCACUUCACCAGCCUCGACGAGUUCCUCGCCGACUCCAGUCUCGACGUCGUCGUCCUCUCGACCCCGCCCGGCACGCACUUCUCUUUCGCCCAGCAGGCCCUCGCGGCCGGCAAGCACGUCUUUGUGGAGAAGCCCUUUGUCCCGACCGUGCGCGAGGCCGAGGAACUCAUCAAGCAGAGCCGCGAGGCCGGCCGGCUCAUCUGCGUGUACCAGAACCGCCGCUGGGACAGCGACUUCCUCACGGUGCAGCAGCUCCUCGCCAACAGUGGCAACAAGGACAAGAGCCAGUCCGGCUCCUCGGCGGUGGUGGACGCCGACAUUGGCCGCGUCGUCGAGUUCAACACGUACUUUGAGCGCUACCGCCCGGACAAGCCGACAAAUUGGAAGGGCACCCUGCCCAUGAGCCAGGGCGGCGGCGUGCUCUACGACCUGGGCUCGCACCUGCUCGACCAGGUCUACGUGCUCUUCGGCCUCCCCGGCAGCGUCUACGCAAAGUUCUCGGUGCAGCGGGACGGUAUGCUCGUGGACGCCACCACCGCCACCGCCGAGGAGAUGGAGCCCGACAGCAUCGUCGUGACGCUCUACUACCCUUCCCGCGGGGGUCUCACGGUCCGGGCCAGCGCGACCGUGCACAGCGCCGAGACGCGCCAGCCCCGGUUCUGGAUCCGCGGCACAAAGGGCAGCUACUACAAGACGGGGCUCGACACGCAGGAGCCCCAGCUCAGGAGCGGGAUGAAGGUCGGCGACGCGCAGUUCGGGCUCGAGGACGACGACAGCUGCGCGGCCCGGCUGGUCACGGUGGCGGACGACGGGAAGCUCGAGGAGCGCGCGCUGCCAAACAUCACCCCGCCCCAGACAUAUGCCCGGUUCUACGAGCUCUUUGCACGGGCCUUGGCUAGCGGCAAGGAGGAGGACGUCCCCGUGCCAGCGACCCAGGCGGCGGAUGUGCUGCGCAUCAUUGAGGCGGCCAAGGAGAGUGCCACAACUGGCCGGGAGGUGCCUCUUGCGAGGUAG